Molecule: messenger RNA, 1619 nt
Organism: Larimichthys crocea (large yellow croaker)
Lineage: Eukaryota; Metazoa; Chordata; Actinopteri; Sciaenidae
Gene: vstm5
Product: V-set and transmembrane domain containing 5
Exons: 6
Coding region: 725-1303 (192 amino acids)
Source: RefSeq, a predicted model, not a curated record
CUCUGUCUGGUGAUGGUGAACACACUCCUCUGCCUGGUGCACAUGUUGUGCAGGGUCCUUCUCUCUGCCACUGUCACCACUGAGCCAGCCAUCCUCAGCAGUUUGUCCACACGAGCUGUGUCCGUCUUCUUGCUGCUUCCUCCCCAGCACUCACCACAACAUAGAAGAAGACCACCACCACAGACUGGUAAAACAUCUAUCUAUCUAUCUAUCUAUCUAUCUAUCUAUCUAUCUAUCUAUCUAUCUAUCUAUCUAUCUAUCUUAAUAAGCAUACAAGCCUUGUGCAAUUGAAAGGUCACUUCACUGUGUGUGUGUUUGUUUCUUGCUGCAUACAGCAUGUGUGCAUGUACACUUCCUGUUUGACGUGUUUUACCAGGUGUGCCUCAGUGUGUGAUACCAGGUGAUUCAGCCUAUCCUGGUUUCAUUUUGAGAUAGUGUGUCUGCGUAAACAGCUCUCUCGCUUGAAGUGUACAUGGUGGGAGGUGUGUGCAUGUGUGAGAGCACAGAGCGCUGAGUACAUGUUUGCUCAGUAAUCUCUGGCUCGACCUGUCUGAUAGGUGUGGGCUGGCUGGCAGUAACUUGCUCAGGGUGCUGCAGGCAGAAGAGUGGGAAAGGAGAUCCUGGGAACGAGGAGCGGAGCAAGAAAAAGAGGAAUACUUCAGGAUGUAACAAAACCCAGAGGAGAUUCUUCUUCUGUGGUGCGACCAAUGGGUCUGGGAUUCUAAUGUGGCAUUUUAGGCUCUGGGAUCUUCAAGAUGUUGCUGUGUUUCUCAGCAUCACAUUAUAUAUGUGUCACUUAGCUGGAGCCAUCUCCAUUAAUUCUCCCCAGAGGAGCCUCACCCGGUCGGUGCAGGAGGAUGUGUUUUUCUCAGUGGAUGUAGCCUGCAUUGGGAUCCCCACCAUACAAUGGACUUUUAUGUCAGGAGCGGUGAGCCGCACCAUAGGGACUUGGCAGCCGGGGGUGUACACCAACAUAACGGUGGAUUACAGCAGCAGAGUGCAGCCCUACAGAAAUGGCUCCAUGGGCCUGUCAGACCUGCGGCUGCAGGACGGCGGAUACUACGUGAUCACUGUCACAGAAACAACAGGAAACAGCAAAGAUGCUGGACAUGUCCUGAAAGUCAACGAGGUGCUGUAUGAAGAUCUACAGUACCUGUCUGUGUCAGCCUUAGCACUGGCCUGUUUGGCUGGCCUUCUCAUGCUGUCCAUGUGGCUGCUAGACAAGGCCUACAGGAAGAUAGUAGCCUGGAGACGCAGGAAACAGAUGCCAGAAAAUGACGCAACUGAGCUGCAGCCUCUCUGAUGGACGUCUCGCUGUGCCAGAGACACCGGAGAAGAUGACUCGUCAAUUCUCAAAGACUGUGUAUCAAGAAGAUCUGUCCUAUGUUUACAUUUUGUCUUAAAUAUUCAUUCACAUCUCACUGCUGACACUGAAUGUAAAUAUGUCACUCACACUGGAAAACAAUGCUACUCUAUUUAUUGUCAAAGCAAACGGAUCGUGUGAUUCUUUUAAACUUAAAUUAUGUGUUGGAAAAAACCUUUAAAUUUAUAGAGCAGGUAGUCUGUAUCAGACUUCAGACAGCGAGAAUCAUGAAACCACUUUUCAGAUCUCUAAACCU